AUGGCAUCCACAUCUACCAUCCCCCCCGAAACCAAAGAGCUGAUUUCUCAAAUAGAGGGCAUCCUCCAUAACCUGGAUGUGGCGACGCGCAAGCUUAGAAAAUCAUGUCUCCCAGUCGAGGAGAUACCGCGGAUUGGCGCAUUGCUCGACACCGCGGAGGAUCGACGUACGGAGAUCGUUGCCAACGAUGACAGUGACUAUGCCGAGUGGCGAACUCCAUAUAAGGUCCAAUUUACGCCAGCACCUCAUUGUAGGGAUUCAAAAAGCCGUCCGUUCCUCGCUGCAUGCGUUGACGUGGACGAGAAAGUCUCGGUGCGAGGCAGCUAUAAACAAGCUAUGCUACACAAGGAGACUGACCUCACAUUACACCUUGAUGAGGAGACAUCGAUGGGUCGAGUGCCAGCAGAGUCUGUACGGUGGAAACUGAAACUAGGGAAACAGAAUGAUAUACCCCCACCUCCCCCCGGAGCUGUUGUUAGAUCUUCGGAGGUGGAACCCAUACUAAAAACCGACCUGCAACGAAGGAACCGCAGUCGAGAGGAGAAUGACGAGGUCGAUGAGACCGGGAGUCAGAUCUCAGUAAAGGAGGGCUUGUUGAAUUCCACCCUGCCAACGUGGGAACCCCUGCUUGACCCCAAUGCAAGGUCUAUACCACCUUCGGCGACACUGUUGCAGCCGCUACCUGAUCACCCACCACCGUCGCGAGUCGAUGCGUUCGAGUAUGCGUUACAGCUGAGGCUGACACGGAUGGCGCUUACGGAACAUGUGGAAGGCGCUGAACGUGCGGAGGUCAAAUGGACGAGUGUGUAUGACUGGAUAGCGGAAAGGAAGGGGUCUGUAUCAGAGACACCAAGAUCGCUUAAAGUUGGCGCAUACGCCUACAGCACGAUUACCGCAGCCUCAGGAAAAAUUGAGGCGGUCAGUGUCGAUGAGCGCGGACCCUUCCACCGUGACGGGGAAGAAGGUACAGCAGACGUUGAAAGACCGCGUUCACAAGGGGAAAGGGAAAAUCAGUACAAGAUCGAGGAAAAUUGGGCGUGGCGUCGUUCGAAGCAACAGUUAACAUCUCAAACGGUCGAGCUCUGUGCCGGGUUGCGUUCACGUAUUCGACAUCACCAUCGCCCUGAGCGUCCUGUGGAAUCGUCACCUGCGCCACCGCCACCCACUUCACCUCCCGUGCAAGAACCCAAAACAAAUCACCGGGUGACGAGCAAGGACAGAUUACUGAGUGUCCAUGCGAAAGGUGCCAUCCAGGAAGCGGAAGCCUUCCAAACGGCGUCAUUUCUUUUCCCGGACGACGUUUCUGCUGCUGUUCACAUGUCUCGGAUCUAUCUUGAUUCGGCGUCGGAUGGGGACGUCGACAUGGAUAAGGCAGAUCCGACCGAUGGGCUGCUAGGAUACAUCACUCGUUCUCGAGGGUGGAACGUGCCAGAGGCAUGGUAUUACCUCGCAAAAGCGUACGGUCUGUAA
This is a messenger RNA of Pisolithus orientalis, 1470 nucleotides long. RefSeq lists its product as uncharacterized. Bases 1 to 1470 code for a protein of 489 amino acids. The transcript has 9 exons. Lineage: Eukaryota; Fungi; Basidiomycota; Agaricomycetes; Boletales; Pisolithaceae. The record is from RefSeq and is a predicted model, not a curated record.